AUGGCUGCUGCGGGAGUUACCCAUCCCAGCUCCCCGCGCCUCCCCAGUCCUCCUCCGUUUACUGAGGUGCAGAUCGGCCCUAAGUCUCCUUCGGUCGGCGAGUCGAUUGGCAAGGAUGGAGAGCAUUACCUAGGCGCUUCUCACGGUGCCGACGAUGGCUCGACUCGGAGAAUUCGACCGGGAACCAAGGCUGUGGAUAUGGCAGUGGGCCCUCCGUUGAUCCCUCUCUCGCAGCUUGACUCCCCCUUUCAACUCCAGGAACAUCUCAAGGCGCUCUACAACCAUUACACGAGACCCGAGGGAACCGACAUUGUUGUUCCGAUCAGCCGGGAUGUUGCGAUUCAGCUUGCCGAACCUCCCGAGGGCAUCGACCGGUCGCUUUGGCUGUACGAGCUCUGCCGUUUCCUGACCAUGAAAGUCAACAACCUGAUCAUCGCCUUCUUCGCCGAGAACCCUCCCUGCUCUGCCUCAACCUGUCCGGAGAUGCGAGCGUCUGAGUGGCAAUACCUCUGCGCCGUCCACGAUCCGCCCAAGUCCUGCUGCGCCAUUGAUUACUGCUGCCAUACCCUCGAUUGGGCAACCACUGUCCUUACGUCGCCAAAAUACUUUCCCAGUCGGUUGACCUUGGGAUCCGAGGCGGGCGGCGGGCCGUCGGCCAGUAUGAGACAUUUGACCAACAUCUUCCGUCGGCUCUACCGUAUCUUUGCACACGCGUGGUUCCAGCAUCGUGAAGUAUUCUGGCAGGUCGAGGGUCACGACGGACUUUACAUCUUCUUCAAAACCGUCUGUGACAUGUACAGUCUGAUCCCAGAAGAUAACUACACGAUCCCUGCGGAAGCGGAGGGGGUUGAUGUGCACCAGCCGGCCGAACAGCCGGAUGGGCGUCGAUUGACGAUCCUGCGGAAGGACAGCGGCGGAUCCCCGAACCUCUCGCUGGAAGCUAUGGAGCCGUCAUCCAUCAGCACGGGCGCAACCACACGACGCCAUAAGAACAGUCCCUCGACCAGCUCGCGGGUAACGACUAUUAGCGAAAGCGCCGAGGACGAUGAGCAGCAUCCGAAAGAGUCUCCGCAGGCGGCGACCGAAUCUGCUCAGAAGGAGCUGGAGGAACCAGAGCCGGAGGAGAAACUAGAGCCUGAGUCGGAACCCGAGAAGCCCGAGCCCCAGUCGGAGGCCCCUGAACAAGACGUCAUCGAAGAACAGUCGGGACCUAGUGAGGAGACGUCAGUGGACGCCGAUGGAUCCCAGGUCACCGUUGCUGAGGUCCCGGAGGAUGAAGACGCCCCCAAGGCACCCGAAGAUGAGCCCGAGAACAAGGAGCAGGAGAUGACCGAGCCUAGUCCCGAGGAACCGAAGCCGGAGGAGGACCAAAGCGCGGACGCUGCACCUGUUGAAACUUCGAAACCAGAACCAGAGUCGGAGUCGGAGCCAGAGAAACCAUCCACUGCACCGGAGGAGAACAAAACCGAAACUGAGGCCGCGGCCAAGGAGACCUGA
Molecule: messenger RNA, 1497 nt
Organism: Aspergillus affinis
Lineage: Eukaryota; Fungi; Ascomycota; Eurotiomycetes; Eurotiales; Aspergillaceae
Product: Mob1 family protein
Exons: 2
Coding region: 1-1497 (498 amino acids)
Cellular component (GO): cytoplasm
Source: RefSeq, a predicted model, not a curated record